Molecule: messenger RNA, 6490 nt
Organism: Coregonus sp. 'balchen'
Lineage: Eukaryota; Metazoa; Chordata; Actinopteri; Salmoniformes; Salmonidae
Source: the annotation of a GenBank genome assembly
AUUUGCUCUUGAAACUCAGAGACCACAAGAUGGCUUUCUCUUGUCCAACUAAGACGUAAACUCUCUCUCUCUCUCUCUCUCUCUCUCUCUCUCUCUCUCUCUCUCUCUCUCUCUCUCUCUCUCUCUCUCUCUCUCUCUCUCUCUCUCUCUCUCUCUCUCUCUCUCUCUCUCUCUCACUCACUCACUCACUCACUCACUCACUCACUCACUCACUCACACACACACACACACACACACAUUCCAGGUCUGAAAUAUCUCCCCUAGGCAUUGAUAGUUCUAAACUAUUUUCGUUGAACUGUUGUCUUUUUUUAACCAGAAUGGCUCAGUCCUCCUUGAAAAUUAGUCUGCAGGGUUUGGAAUGCCACUUCACCUGGAAGUUGGACUACAGCAGAUCUAAACUUCAAUGCCUCAGAGAAACCAUGAUAGAUAUCAGCAGCAGUGAGGGGUUUCAAUGUUCCUGGGCAGGUCAUCUGUACAACCUCCUGGCUUACCUACACCAUGCUCUGGGCUCCACAGAGGACGCUCUUCAAUGCCUGAAGAAGGCUGAAGAGGCCAUUCGCCAAAGCAGUCCAGACGACGUGGAGCUAAGUCUGGUGGUCCACUAUGGGAACCUGGCCUGGGUGCACUAUCACCAAGGGGAGCUGACAGAGAGCCAGAACUAUGUGGAGAAGGUGGGGAAACUACUGCAGGACAACCCCUGCCCAGGUGUAGUGCGGGGUGAAAGGGCUUGGACUUUUAAUAAGUUUGAUGUAAGCAAGAGGAAGGAAGCACUAGAUUAUUUCCAGAUGGCCUUAAAAGGGGACCCUGAGAACAAGGUGCUGUGCUGCAGUUACGCCAUGGCAUUUAAUAAAUCUGUUGAUAGGAAAAACAUUACCCCGAAGCUGUGAUCUGAGAUGUUGGAGCAGCUAUGGAUUGCUAGAGAAUUGGAUCCAGAAUAGUUGACCAUCACAGUGAUGUACCUGCAGAGGCUUGCAGAGAGUGGCCAGGUUGAGGAUGCACUUAAACUUGCAGAGGAAGUGACAGAGAAGCCUUUGGACAGUUUUGGUGGAUUUGGACUCUUACUAUAAUUUUUCAGAGAUCACGUCUCUCAUGAUUCAAGCAUUGACCUGGCAAGAAGGACCAUGGAGAGACACCCUGAUUCACGCCAGCUGAAGAGGCAUCUUGGGAAGUGUUACAAAUGGAAGAUUUUCUCUCCAGAAGAGGAAAGGAACCCAAUGAGGCAUAUUCUGAUUGAAAAUGCAGUCAACCUUUAUGAAGAGUUGGUUGCACUCUACACAAAAUCCCUUGCAAGGUCAUGUUAACUGACUUAUAUUAUCUCACAGAAAAAAACAUAGAAGAUCUCCUAAACUUGUGUUAACCUCAGACUUUACUUUCGGCAUUUAACCCAGAACCCUAUUCUUUCCCCAUUAAUUUUCCCCAUAGGAAUGGCUAAACCAAAGAUUAUGGAUAUACUGACAAGAUACAUGUUUCUCCGCCCUAACAAUGGGAGUCGUUGUCCACAAAGCUGCACGGCGAGUUGUCUAGCACCCGCCUAUCCUUUCUUUGGAUUGGUGGAUACAUCUCAUUAUUGUUAUACUUUUUUGAAUAUUUGAUGAGGGUUGUUGACGUCAAUUGUCUGUAUUCAAUGGAGAGAGAUGUACACGUUGGCAGAAUACCUGACCACUGUGACUGACCCAAAAUUAAGGAAAGCUUUGACUAUGUACAGACUCAGUGAGCAUUGCCUUGCUAUUGAGAAAGGUCGCCAUAGGCAGACCUGGCUCUCAAGAGAAGACAGGCUAUGUGCACACUGCCCACAAAAUGAUGUGGAAUUGAAUUGAAAUUGAGAUGCUAUUCUACUAGCCUCAGACCAUGAAUAUGCAUAGCCAUCUCGAGACAACUCUGAUAUGAAGUGUUUUUUCUCAAAGUUGCUGGGAUGUCACGUACACUUGUAACAACUUCAGCAUUACGAAACUUCUAUUUCAUCAAAUAAACCUCACGUAGCAAAUAAGCCAUACAUUUUUUUAUUGACCAAAUUCGACACUCCAUACAAUUGAUAUCCAUACAAAAACUCAUUGCUUGGUGGGCGAAACAAACAAAAAAACGUCACCUGCUGGAGGGAGAUAGAUUUUCUGCCGAGUUGGGUCUCUCUCUUCCUCUUCUGCUUCCUCUCUGGCUGAACGAACCAGAGGUAACUUAUUUCCGGGUUUAAGGACUACAACAAAGAUAUUCAUAACUAACCCAAGACAGGUCUUCUGUGUCGUUUACAGUGGGAGCAAAUGAAGCAUAGUGGGCAGAACAAGGAAGGAGAUGGGCAAAGUCAUGCAUGAGCUAGCGAGAUCCUAUUGGCGCAUUGUAGCAAGUAUUUGCAUAUUUCUGUUAGGGAAUGCCUCCUUUGAAGUGCGCGUGUGCACAAUCUCAAUUCAACCUUGCCCUCCUUCUAAACAACACAUUUUUUUUUUACUUUAGCAAAGUGGCAACUCUAUAAAAGUUAGUGCACUGUGUUCGUAAAAUAUUAUAGUUUUGGGAACUUAAAAAUGUAUUGAGAUCAAAUGUUUAAUUGAUGAGAAAAUUAGCAUAAUGCAGGCCCAGUUUCACCAGAGAUACUUUAGAGGAGAUGGGAAACUCCAUUAAACUCUUAAUAACGCCAAUUGUGUACGUUGCCCACGCAUUGUCAAAGGGCCGCACGGUGCAUUCUGGGAUAUUUUGGGACAAGGACUUCCAUCUUCUCCCAAUACCCGCAAAUUGACUUCCUCUCACUGACAUAUUUGGUGGUGAGAAAACAUUCUAAACGGAUGCUUCAGCUUCAUAGCCCCUGUGACCUGUCUCUUGGUUACCCUUUAUGUCUGUAACUACAAGCUGGCGAGCUGUAUUGUCCACUCUAACAAUGAAAAUAAAUGUAUUCAAAAAUAAUCGGGAAAUGACAACAUCAGCUGGGACCUUUCUAGCCAAUGAGAGGGCAGUGGCACAAAUCAGAUAUAAUGUUUUUUUUCUUCUCUCAAAGUUGGCGGGAUGUCACAUGACCUACUUAAACUUUUUUUUUGUACAUAUAACGUGUUGGUCCCAUGUUUUAUGAGCUGAAAUAAAAUAGCCCAGAAAUUUCGAAUAUGCACCUAAUGUUUUCUUAUCUAAAAUGUUGUGCACAAAUUUGUUUACAUCCCUGUAAGUGAGCAUAUUCUCCUUUGCCAAGAUAAUCCAUCCACCUGAUAGGUGUGGCAUAUCAAGAAACUGAUUAAACAGCAUCAUCAUUACACCUAAAAAGGCCACUCUAAAAUGUGGAAGCACUACUUAAUGAAGAGCCAUUUGAGAGCCAAAUGAACAGCUCUUUUAGUUGAACAGAGCAAAAUGAUCCGGCUCACCAAAAAUACUUGGAAUGCCCAUCACUAUACAGUAGGCUACCCCUUCAGUCUUAGUCAAAUACAACACUCUUUUCCUUGCAAUGGUUCGACAAAAAACAGGAUUCGAUUUUUAUGUAAGGUGCCACCUAAUGUUUUAAUAAAGACAAUGCAUCCCUCCACCUUCAUCUCGUCUUGCCCUAUUGCUAACACACAUUAUUAAACUAAUUGCAUUCUAAACUGAAGAACAUGAUUAGUUGAUUAUUGGAGUUAGGUAUGGUAACAGGUGCUGGAGCAAAAGUGUGUCACCAAUCAGGCCACGAGGACUGUAGUUGCCCAUUGCUGCAUCACCAGUUCAGCGUCCAUAAAUUCACCCAUGUGUCUCUAUUUGUAGUCAUUGAUUUACCGACUGACAUGCAGAAGGCUGGAAUACAGGCUCAGAGUUUGGCCUGGUCAGGUCAAGUGGUCAGGUAAAACUCCUGGCCUUAAACAUAACAUUCUCCUUCCAUCUGUCUUCUCAUUCUGUCUCCUGUGGUGUUAUCUGUUCAUAGUAAUAAGAGGGCAAUCCAGUGUGAGGAAUAUGUGAACCCUGGCCUUGUUUAUUUACAUUCUGUCCCGUACUCUUAUCCUGUUUCUCUAUCCGGUUAUCUCGACUGAGGUAUAUUGGCUUCUCUCUCACAGCGAUUUAACAUUAAUGUCACAUCUCUCACCAUCUUUCACCAAAAAUGAGAUGAUGAGACAUUGGUUUUGAUUUCUCUAGAAGAAGAACUCGUAUCAUAAAAUGUUUCAAACAUUGUAAUAAAAUGUAUCUAAAAAAGCUAAGUCUGGUGGUCCACUAUAGGAACCUGGCCUGGGUGCACUAUCACCAAGGGGAGCUAAACCGCACGUGAUGUCAUAAAAUAAGAAACACUCAAUGCCAUAAAAUAAUAAACCUUUACCUCUGAUGUACAACACAGCUAGACCUUGGACCUGAAAGAGCCUGCUCUCUGACCUUAAUAAACUUUACCUGUAAGAUGUUAAGAUGUGAUACACAAAACCUACUUUUGCUCAACGUGUUAACUCAACAUUUCUGUGACUGUCAAUUAAAAUGGGUCAGUUAGCAAUCCACUAAAGUGUUUCUUACUUUUGCAUAGAGUAAAAAGGCUGAAUUAUGUUUGCAUUAAUUUCUCAGAAAUGUUAUCUAAAUAUUUAUUAAGUAAUUUGGAUGAUGGAUUGGUUGGUUGGUUGAUUACAGUUGAUUGAUCUUUAAAUGUAGAUGUUAUUAGAAUGGUGUCUGCAAUGUCUAUUCACUUUAGUCUCUAUUUGCUAGAAACAAAACUAUGGCUAGAAACGAAAUUUUGAUACUUGGUUGUAAAGUGAGGCAGUAAACAGCAUGACCAGCUGAGUCUAAGAUAAGAAUGUGGUCCAUACAGUAUAAUAUCAGGAUAGAAGCCAGUGAGGUAUCUAAUCAGACAUUAAUUUGCUCUUGAAACUCAGAGACCACAAGAUGGCUUUCUCUUGUCCAACUAAGACGUAAGCUCUCUCUCUCUCUCUCUCUCUCUCUCUCCUCGCUCUCCAGAGAGAGAGAGAGAGCAGAGAGGAGAGAGGAGAGAGCUCUCUCUCUCUCUCUCUCUCUCUCUCUCUCUCUCUCUCUCUCUCUCUCUCUCUCUCUCUCUCUCUCUCUCUCUCUCUCUCUCUCUCUCUCUCUCAAACACUCACACACACACACACACAAACACACACACACACACACACACACACGACACACACACAAACACACACACAAUCCAGGUCUGAAAUAUCUCCCCUAGGCAUUGUUAGUUCUAAACUAUUUUGAUUGAACUGUUGUCUUUUUUUUAACCAGAAUGGCUCAGACCUCCUUGAAAAUUAGUCUGCAAGGUUUGGAAUGCCACUUCACCUGGAAGUCGGACUACAGCAGAUCUAAACUUCAAAGCCUCAGAGAAACCAUGAUAGAUAUCAGCAGCAGAGAAGGGGUUCAAUGUUCCUGGGCAGGUCAUCUGUACAACCUCCUGGCUUACCUACACCAUGCUCUGGGCUCCACAGAGGACGCUCUUCAAUGCCUGAAGAAGGCUGAAGAGGCCAUUCGCCAAAGCAGUCCAGACGACGUGGAGCUAAGUCUGGUGGUCCACUAUGGGAACCUGGCCUGGGUGCACUGUCACCAAGGGGAGCUGACAGAGAGCCAGACCUAUGUGGAGAAGGUGGGCAGACUACUGCGGGACAACCCCUGCCCAGGUGUAGUGUGGGGUGAAAAGGCCUGGACAUUGAAUAAGUUCGAUGUAAGCAAGAGGAAGGAAGCGCUAGAUUACUUCCAGAUGGCCUUAAAUGGGGACCCUGAGAACAAGGUGCUGCGCUGCGGUUACGCCAUGGCAUUUAAUACAUCUGUUGAUAGGAAAAAUAUUACCCCGAAGCUGAGAUCAGAGAUGUUGGAGCAGCUAUGUAUUGCUAGAGAAUUGGAUCCAGAAGAUGUGUACAUCACAGUGAUGUACCUGGAGAGGCUUGCAGAGAGUGGCCAGGUUGAGGAAGCACUUAAACUUGCAGAGGAAGUGACAGAGAAGCCUAUGGACAGCUUUGGUGGAUUUGGACUCUUACUAACAUUUUACAGAGAUCACGUCUCUCAUGAUUCAAGCAUUGACCUGGCAAGAAGGACCCUGGAGAGACACCCUGAUUCACGCCAGCUGAAGAGGCAUCUUGGGAAGUGUUACAAAUGGAAGAUUUUCUCUCCAGAAGAGAAAAGGAACCCAAUGAGGCAUAUUCUGAUUGAAAAUGCAGUCAAACUUUAUGAAGAGUUGGUUGCACUCUACCCAAAAUCCCUUGCAGCAAAACUGGAACUGUCUGCCAUGUACAAAGAAUCUGGCAGCGUUGAUAGAGCAGAUAAGAUAUUUGAGGACCUGUUUCUUGAUAGAGAAGGAAUGGAACCACAGGAUUUACAAAAAUUCUACAACUGGUAUGCCAAACAUCUGUUUUAUGCCAAACAAAAUACUUACAGGUCAAUUGAUUUCCACAAGAAGGCAGCAGAGAUUAUGCUACCCACUCGCCAACAUGACAGCAGUAUUCGUGUUUUGUUGUCCACUGUCCAUAAUAGAGGACACAGAGCUGAGGAAAUUGUGGACUUUCUGGAUGGCCUUGAUGGAGAAGGUGAUGUCGGCCAGUUCUAUACCUUUUUUCCAAUUAAGUGUUGA